UAACAAAUCAGAAUCAAAAUGAAAUAAGAACCUAGAUUAUUAGAUUCAACGAAGGCAUGCCCACAUACAUGCAUGUAUCAACGUAGCUUAUCAACAAAUCAGCGCCUUCUAGCAGUGUGUUUUGAUCAUUAUUAUUCAAUGGAUGUGCUAAGGAUUUUUCCUACGCAAAUAUGUCUACUGUUAUCCCUUCAUUUUAUAACAGUAUUCCCGUGCGGCGUAAUCUGGCACAUAGGAGAAAAUGGAGCCGAAGUUUUGAGGGAACCCUUCGCUGUCUGGCCGUGGCAUGUUGCUGUCCUGAACAACACCAACGGGUAUUUAGCCAGUGGAGCACUUAUCAGCGAGUGGUUCGUUUUGACAGUGGCCCAUGUCACCUUCACUAGUGAGCAAGAACCAAAACUUCCGAAUGAGUUUCAAGUCGUUAUGGGAAUAACGGAUCUCGGUAUUUUUCAACAGCACACGAAGAAAGCGAACAUCUCUACCGUAAUUCGGUACGGUGGCUACGACCAGAAGCUUGGAAAAAAUGAUUUGGCGUUACUUAAGAUGACUGACGCUAUCAAAUUUACCAAUUAUAUCUCACCCGUCUGUCUUUGGCCAAACAAUGAUUUUGAUGACCAGAAAAAUCAAGGAAUGCAAAUGACGAUAGUUGGUUGGGGUUUGGCGAAAGGAAAUAAGAUGCAGGAACUUGCCCUUAGUGAGGUGAAUGUAACUGUUGGAAACUUUGAAGGUUGCUUCAAGCAUACCGCGUCAAGUAGGGUUAAAAAUUAUUGUCUUAAAAGCAAUGUUCCACUCGAAGUCUGCUUGAAAAAUAGUGAUGGUGAAAUAUACAUUAAAUAUAAAGAUGUUUGGCAUAUUAGAGGAAUUGUCACCAGAUUAGAACCCAAUUCAAAAUUGGAUGAUUCGUGUGAGAAACUAAGAAAUAUACAAUUCAUGGAAUUAUCAUACUAUCAAAAAUGGAUUGAGAAACAUGCUUUUCCUACCAAACACAACCUUCUUGGAUUAGAAGAUUGCGGAGUUGGAUCGUACGUGGAAUCUGAAAACUCACUCACAUCGCCACCACAACAAACGUGGAUUGCGCAGUUGGCAUAUCUGUUCUGGGGUCGGUUUAACGUUACUGAUUGCCAUGGCGUAUUGAUUCAUCCGGAAUUCGUAAUAACGUCUUCAAAAUGCACGGAAAACCGAAAAUAUCGUACACUACUACACGUAAUAUUGGGCUCGAGAUAUGUCGGCUGGGAUCCUUACAACAUGGAUAAGAGUGGUGUUCAAGCCAUUGAAAUUUCAGAGCAUUUGUUUUCCGAAAUGUCCAGAACUAUUCAAUUCGGUUUUGACAUAAACGUUUUGCGAUUGGCCCAAAAAGCCGACAUCACAGAUAGUGUGAAACCUGUGUGCCUUCCACCAGUCGAAGAACCCGUGGCAUACUACAACCUGAUAACGUGGAAUCAUAGAGCUGAGCAUCCCAAACAGCUAAAAUCAUCUACCAUGCGAAUGGUUCCUUUUGAUGAGUGUCGUUCUGAGUACCUUAAACUUGAAAUUAAUAUCACUUCAGAUAAUUUCUUGGCGUGCUAUGAAGCUUGUCAAAUAACCAAAACCAUAAACAAGUCGCUUACCUGCGAGGUGCCCAAAGUGAAAUCCUGCGCGGUUCCAAUAUCCGGGGGACCCCUUUUCUACACGAAACAUGACGGAGUGCAUUCCUACACCUAUCUGGCUGGUGUAAAAUCCUUUGGUCCGGCCAACUGUCAGGACAACUUAUACGAGGUCUUCAACGAUGUAAUCUCGUUCCGUGAGGAGAUUGAAGAGUUGAUACGUUGGAAAGCGUGGUUCAGUGAAGAUGACGAUAUGGUGUCGCACGAUUUCGAUGAGAUAUCCCAUACGCUACACUUCGAGCUGGACGACAAAGGAAAUGUGGUUGGUGAAGACGGACACAUUAUGUGGGAAAGUUUUGAUGCCGAUAGUAUGGAGAAGAACGAAAAUGAGGACAAACUACCCGUGGAGAGGAAAAUCGAGUUUUGAUGCAGCUGAAGCACUCAUACAUAGUUUCAUCCUAUUAUACGUUUUGCAUAUCAUAUGUUAUAUGAUUAGUUUAGAUUCUAAAAUUGAUCAAUACAUUUGUACCAACUUUUACUGAUAUGAGAUAUGAAAAAUGAUCAUGAGUAAAAUACCCUCUC
Molecule: messenger RNA, 2162 nt
Organism: Armigeres subalbatus
Lineage: Eukaryota; Metazoa; Arthropoda; Insecta; Diptera; Culicidae
Exons: 4
Coding region: 73-2007 (644 amino acids)
Biological process (GO): proteolysis
Molecular function (GO): serine-type endopeptidase activity
Source: RefSeq, a predicted model, not a curated record